AUGACAAAGAUGCAUAACGUCAAAAAGCUCUCGGCGCUGCUGUGCCUCCUGCUCGCGGUUGGCCCUACUGCCGUUCUCUCGGCUCCCAUCGCUGAUGUCGAAAGCCUGGCCAAAAGGCAGGCCACUCACAGCAACACCGAUGCUGCCUCCGUCGUGGGCGCCGGCAUCCCCGAUGGACCCAGCUUCAACCAAGGCGAUUUCUUCUCCACAAGCAGCGAUGAGCACCGCGAUGAGGACUGCGAUGAGGACUGCGAUGAGGACUGCGAUGAGGACUGCGAUGAGGACUGCGAUGAGGACUGCGAUGAGGACUGCGAUGAGGACUGCGAUGAGGACUGCGAUGAGGACGAGGAUAACGAUGACUCGCCCUCCAGCCCGGGCUCGAGCUCCAGCAGCAACACCGGCGCCGCAUCCUUCAUGAAUGCUGGCAUCCCCGACGGACCCAGCUUCAACCAAGGCGAUUUCUUCUCCACAGGCAACGAUGAGCACCGCGAUGUGGGCGAUGGUGACAAUGGCUCGCAGUCGGGCUUCAGCACCAGCACCGACGCAGGCGACUUCGCCACGUUUGGUAUCCCCGACGGCCCCAGCGCUACCUUUGGAAAAUUCUUUCACCAUGAUUAUGAGGAGACUCACUCCGAGCAGCCCGAGACUACGCAUGUUCCUGAGCCUACUCCGCCUACGCCUCCUGUAGAGACGCCUACCUCGACCCCUCCGGCUCAUACUCCUGCUCCUGCUCCUCCUACUUCUGCUCCUCCUGCUCCUCCUGCUCCUCCUGCUCCUCCUGCUCCUCCUGCUCCUCCUGCUCCUCCUGCUCCUCCUGCUCCUCCUGCUCCUGCUCCUGCUCCUCCUGUUCCCGCUCCUCCUCCGGCACCUCCUGCGCAGACUUCUGAAGUUCCUGCCCCAGCUCCUCCUCCGGCGCCUCCUGCCCCUGCCCCUGAAGCUCCUGUCGCUGCCCCUCCUGCACCAGCACCAGCUCCACCCGCUGAUCAUUCCUGUACCUGCAGUUGA
This is a messenger RNA of Aspergillus fischeri NRRL 181, 1005 nucleotides long. Its product is annotated as putative cell wall protein. The transcript is spliced from 2 exons. Bases 1 to 1005 code for a protein of 334 amino acids. NCBI's taxonomy places the organism in Eukaryota, Fungi, Ascomycota, Eurotiomycetes, Eurotiales, Aspergillaceae. The record is from RefSeq and is a predicted model, not a curated record.